Messenger RNA from Xiphias gladius (swordfish), 1419 nucleotides. RefSeq names its product tripartite motif-containing protein 16-like. The record is from RefSeq and is a predicted model, not a curated record. Lineage: Eukaryota; Metazoa; Chordata; Actinopteri; Istiophoriformes; Xiphiidae. The transcript has a single exon. Gene Ontology annotation, molecular function: zinc ion binding; protein binding.
CUAAACACCAUGUUGGCAGAUUUGGUGGAGGAACUGAAGAAGACAGGACUCCAGGCUGCUCCAGCUGAUCACUGCUAUGCUGGACCCGAAGAUGUGUCCUGUGAUUUCUGCACCGGGAGAAAACUGAAAGCUGUCAAGUCCUGUCUGCAGUGUCUGGUCUCUUACUGUGAGCAGCACCUCCAGCCUCACUAUGAAUCUCCAGCCUUUGCAUAACACAAGCUGGUCGACACCUCCAAGAAACUUUGGGAGAACAUCUGUACCCGUCACAAUGAGGUCAUGAAGAUUUUCUGCCGCACUGAUCAACAGUGUAUCUGCUAUCUCUGCUCUGUGGAUGAACAUAAAGGCCACGACACAAUCUCUGCUGCAGCGGAAAUGACUGAGAAGCAGAAGGAGCUUGGGGUGACUCGGCAAAAGGUUCAGCUGAGAAUCCAGCAGAGAGAGAAAGAUGUGUUGGUGCUUCAGCAGGAGGUUGAGACUAUCAAUAGCUCUGCUGAUAAAGCUGUGAGGGACAGUCAGAAAAUCUUCACUGCUGUGAAGCAGCAGAUCAGAUCUCGUCAGAAAACCGAAGUCAGUCAGGCCAAAAAGCUUCAGGAGAAGCUGCAGCAGCAGAUCGCUGAGCUGAGGAGGAAAGACGCUGAGCUGGAGCUACUCUCACACACAGAGGACCACACCCAGUUUCUGCACAAUUACACCUUGCUGUCACGUGUCAGUGAAGCCGCAGACUCCCCCAGAAUCAAUAUUUGUUCCCCGAGAUACACUGAGGAUGCGACAGUGGCUGUGUCAGAGGCCAGAGAUAAACUACAGGACAUUCUUAGUGAGAAGUGGGCCAAGAUCCCACUGACAGUGACUGAAGCAGACGUUUCUCCGCCAUCAGCUGAGCCCAAGACCAGAGUGGAAUUCCUCAAGUAUUCAUGUCAAAUCCAGCUGGAUCCACACACUGCACAUGACUGUAUAUUCCUUGAGCUGGAAAGAAAGGCAACAUUUGCGCUGUUUGAAUAUGUGGAUUCUGCACACCCAGACAGAUUCACUACCUGGUCUCAGGUUUUGUGUAGAGAAAGUCUGACUGGACGUUGUUACUGGGAGGUGAAGUGGGAGGUACCUGAAGUUUUCGUAGCAGUCGCAUACAAGAAUAUUAGCAGAGAAGGAAGAGAGAGUGCAUUUGGAUACAAUGACAAGUCUUGGGUAUUACAAUGUUUAUGUGAUGGUUAUGAAUUCAGACAUAACAACAUCAGAACUUCCAUCUCAGCUCCUCACUCCUCCAGAGUAGGAGUGUACCUGGAUCACGGGGCAGGUACUCUGUCCUUCUACAGCGUCUCUGAAACCAUGACUCUCCUCCACAGUGUCCAGACCACAAUCACUCAGCCAGUCUAUCAGGGACUUUGUGUUUUUAAUUCAUUCAGUGAUCGAUCUGCUGCUUGA